AUGUCCAGAAGGAACCCCAAUGACUUGGAUGCCUGGAUACUAGGCAGCGGCAUUGCCUCCCUGACAGCUGCCGUGCAUCUAAUCCAAGAAGCCCACGUCCCCCCUUCACGCAUCCAUAUCAUCGAGACUCUCAACGUCGCCGGCGGCACAACAGCUAGCCUCGGCGAUACAGAAAACGGCUAUGACUUUCGCGCGGGAAUGCGCCCGCAGUUCAAUGACCUAUGCAUGGGAAAUCUACUAUCCUUGGUGCCAUCGCUUUCAGAUCCGGACCGUAACGUGCGCGACGAGAUAUUGGAAUUUGCGAAAACACUCGAUAUCAAGCCCGCCCUUGAACAGACGCGGUUUUUAUCGAGAAAGGGCAACAAGGUGAAUGCUGUGAAGGGGAAGAAGAUGGCACUCGGCGUCCGCGAUCGUAUCGACCUGGUCAUACUUGCGUCCAAGUCGGAGAAGGCCCUGGGCAGAUCGAGGAUAUGCGAUUUCUUUUCCAAAGGUUUCUUUCGCAGUGGUUACUGGCUGAGCCUUGCUACGACACAAAUGGAUAGGUUCGGCCUGAAGCCCUCACACUCCGCGUCCGAGUUCCGACGAUACCUGCACCGCUUCAACAACCUUCACGACCUGUCAGACCCGCAUCUACUAGACCUUGGAAAAUACAACGUUCACGAGUCCAUCAUCGUCCCCAUUGCGCGUUUUCUGCUGAGCCGGGGCGUAGACUUCCGUUUCAGCACAACGAUCUGCGACAUUCUCUUCGCGCACGAUAACCCAGCAGACCCAAACGAGCCCACUCGAGUCACAGCAAUCCAGACCUCCCCGGCAAUAGAAGGCAAACCUCGGUCCUCAAUCUGUUCAAAGGACGAAGUAACCAUCAACUUGAACCCGGACGACAUCGUAAUCGUCUCUCUGGGCUCAAUAUUCUCCUCUAUGCUCACGGGAACAAAUGCGCAACCACCGCCAGUUUUUGACCCGUCCUCGCUCUCGCUCUCCCUGGACCCAGAAACAGAACCCAACACCGAAUCCCAGCGCGACUCAGGCAUUGAGAUCUCCCCCGAGCUCGAUGAGAAUUGGCUCCUAUGGCUGGAACUUUGCACGAAACACCGCAAGUUUGGGAACGCGUAUAACUUCUGCACGAGAUUACAUGCCUCGCGCAUUGAAUCGUUUACGAUGACACUUUCUUCGACCGAGCUGUUUGAGAAGCUAGCUGAAGUUUCGAAUACGAGACCCCUGCCUGGCCCUAACACGAUCCUGACGCUGUCGGACUCGACGUGGCUCGUGACGCUCCGAGUCCCUACACAACCCGUAUUCAAGGACCAGCCUGAUGGAAUCCAGGUCGCGUAUGGGUAUGCCAUGGCCCCCGAAAAGAACGGAACAUACAUUGCAAAGCCGAUGCUUCACUGCUCCGGCCGAGAAAUCCUAUCUGAGGUCCUGGCGCAUCUGAACAUCCCACCGGAGAACCCCUCGCACGAGCGCAUACUUAACAGCGCGAUCACAAUCCCGUGCAUCCAGCCCCGCGCCACAGCGACGUUCCUGCCAAGGCAUCCGACCGAUCGACCCGCUGUCAUUCCACAGGGGAUGAGCAAUAUGGCAUGCAUCGGGGCGUUUGUGGAGAUCGGCGAUGAGGUUGUUGUCACGGCGGAUUAUAGUGUGCGCGGGGCGCAGAUUGCGGUUAGGGAGUUGAUGGGUGUUGGGAAGGGGGCUGAGGGGAGUGCCAGGAGAAGGAGUAAGAGGGGAUCUGCGGUGGGAUUGUUGGGGUUGUGA
This is a messenger RNA of Aspergillus mulundensis, 1752 nucleotides long. Its product is annotated as oleate hydratase. Gene Ontology annotation, molecular function: oleate hydratase activity; FAD binding. Gene Ontology annotation, biological process: fatty acid metabolic process. Bases 1 to 1752 code for a protein of 583 amino acids. The transcript has 2 exons. The record is from RefSeq and is a predicted model, not a curated record. NCBI's taxonomy places the organism in Eukaryota, Fungi, Ascomycota, Eurotiomycetes, Eurotiales, Aspergillaceae.